Molecule: messenger RNA, 381 nt
Organism: Hansenula anomala
Lineage: Eukaryota; Fungi; Ascomycota; Saccharomycetes; Phaffomycetales; Wickerhamomycetaceae
Product: YqaE/Pmp3 family membrane protein
Exons: 1
Coding region: 1-381 (126 amino acids)
Cellular component (GO): membrane
Source: RefSeq, a predicted model, not a curated record
AUGUAUUUCAUAAACAACUACACGUUAAUAAUCCUAGCAUUAAUAUUCCCACCAAUACCAGUCAUCAUCACAAAGGGCAUAAGAAAAGAUCAUUCACUACUGCUAAACCUACUCUGGCAUUUCAUAGGAUACAUACCUGCUGUGAUACACUCCAUAUUUGUGAUUGCACAAUGUGAAUAUGGUGGGUUUGUCAGUAAACCAAGUGAUUGGAAAUACAUCAAGUUGAAUAGUCCGAGUUAUCCAUUGAUGGAAAUGGGAAGAGCAUUUGUGGCCAUUGAACGUACAGAGAGUGGUGAAUCUGACGAUUCAGUUGAUUCCACAUCCUGUGUCCAGCUAGACAAUAGCCCAAUGUCACUAAAAGAUGAUGAUACUCUGGUUUAA